Molecule: messenger RNA, 3591 nt
Organism: Anthonomus grandis grandis
Lineage: Eukaryota; Metazoa; Arthropoda; Insecta; Coleoptera; Curculionidae
Gene: RpIII128
Product: DNA-directed RNA polymerase III subunit RPC2
Exons: 17
Coding region: 83-3481 (1132 amino acids)
Biological process (GO): DNA-templated transcription
Cellular component (GO): RNA polymerase III complex
Molecular function (GO): ribonucleoside binding; DNA-directed RNA polymerase activity; DNA binding
Source: RefSeq, a predicted model, not a curated record
CUCACUUUUUUUGAAACUAACCUAUUUUCAGCUGACCAGUGUUUUUCUUUUUAUAUUAUUAUGUUUUAAUUCUUAAAAAAAGAUGCCAGAAAUGCAAACUAUGAAUAAGGAUCUUUUUGGUGAUUCCUCGGUAUACCAGAAACCCAUUAAAGAAAUCGAGGAAAAAUGGAAACUCGUGCCCGCGUUCCUUAAAGUUAAGGGUCUCGUUAAGCAACACAUCGACUCCUUUAAUUAUUUCAUAAAUGUAGAAAUCAAGAAAAUCGUCGAGGCCAAUAAUAGGGUUACUUGCGAUGCUGACCCACUGUUCUAUAUCAAAUACACCAAUGUUCAUGUAGGCACCCCGGAUGUUGACGAAGGAUUUAACAUAAGCAAAGCAACUACACCCCAUGAAUGCCGAUUAAGAGACAUGACUUAUUCGGCCCCAAUAUCCGUUGAUAUUGAAUACACCAGGGGCACUCAGAGAGUUGCUAAAACCGGCCUACUGAUUGGAAGGAUGCCAAUAAUGUUGAAAUCUUCCAAUUGUGUACUGAGUAACAAGUCAGAAUUCGAGCUGGCCAAAAUGAACGAGUGCCCAUUAGAUCCCGGAGGUUAUUUUGUGGUAAAGGGCCAAGAAAAAGUGAUUUUGAUCCAGGAACAAUUGUCAAAAAACCGGAUGCUUGUCGAGGUGGGCAAGUGGGGAAUCCAGUGUCAAGUAACCAGUUCGACCCAUGAAAAAAAGUCUAGGACUUUGGUGUUUGUUAAGGGGAAUAAAUAUUUUAUGGGCCAUAAUAGUUUUACUGAUCCAAUUCCAGUAGCAAUAGUGUUUAAGGCAAUGGACAUAGUAAGUGAUAAAGAGAUCUGUGAACUAAUUGGGAUACCUGAUAUUCAUAAAAUCACCCCCACACUGGAGGAAUGCCACAAAUUGAAGAUUUAUACACAAGAGGCCGCCCUCAAGUAUUUGGGGAGUAAAUUAGUAGCAAAAAGGUAUGCCACGUCAGCAUCUAAGGUGAAAACCCCUACAGAUGAAGCAAGGGACUUAUUAGCCACCACUGUGCUGGCCCAUGUCCCUGUAGAAGAGUUCGAGUUUCGUUUUAAAGCGGUUUAUUUAGGUUUAAUGAUUAAGCGAGUGAUUCAAGCCCAAUCAAAUAACCAGUUCCUGGACGAUAGGGACUAUUACGGUAAUAAAAGGAUGGAGUUGGCGGGAUCCCUAAUAUCCCUCAUGUUCGAAGACGUAUUCAAGCGAUUCAACUUUGAAUUGAAAUCCAUCGCCGAAAAAACGAUACCGAAAAUCAGAGCAACCCAGUUCGAUGUGGUCAAGUAUAUGAGAUCCGAGCUGAUCACUAAUUGUCUGGUUUUCGCUAUUUCAACUGGAAAUUGGACUAUAAAACGUUUUAGAAUGGAACGCCUUGGGGUUACGCAAGUUCUGUCAAGACUCAGUUAUAUUUCGGCGUUGGGCAUGAUGACCAGGGUGAAUUCGCAGUUUGAAUCGACGAGGAAAGUGUCGGGACCGAGAAGUUUACAGCCGAGUCAGUGGGGGAUGCUUUGUCCUAGCGAUACGCCAGAGGGAGAGGCUUGCGGUCUGGUGAAAAAUUUGGCACUGAUGACCCAUAUAACGACCGACAUCGACGAAUAUCCGCUCGUGAGACUCGCGAGGAAUUCCGGUAUGCAAGACAUCGGUAUGGUGGCCAGCAUCGCUAUACACUCGCCCAAAGCUUUUAUCGUAUUUUUAAAUGGUAAUAUAAUCGGUGUGACGACAAACUUCCAGAAACUGAUAGCGGUAUUCCGUUUGAUGCGACGCAAAGGCAAAAUCUCGUAUUACGUGUCGAUUUAUCCGAGUUUUUUGCACAAGUGCAUCUACAUCAGUUCGGACGGCGGUAGACUCUGUAGACCGUAUAUCAUUGUAGAGCAAGGACGACCGUUGGUUAGUCAACACCACAUCAACGAAUUGGAAAAAGGAAUAAGGAGCUUUGAGGAUUUUUUACAUGACGGUUUGAUCGAGUUUCUGGAUGUAAACGAGGAAAAUGACAGUUUUAUAGCAUGUUACGAGAAGGAUAUCGUUGCUAACACGACCCAUUUGGAAAUAGCUCCUUUUACUUUAUUGGGGGUGUGUGCCGGAUUGGUACCUUACCCGCAUCAUAAUCAAAGUCCUAGAAAUACUUACCAGUGUGCCAUGGGUAAACAGGCCAUGGGUACUAUCGGCUACAACCAAAGAAACCGCAUGGACACCCUCCUCUACAACUUGGUUUACCCCCAAGCGCCGAUGUGCAAAACGAAAUCGAUCGAAUUGUCGAACUUCGAUAAAUUACCGGCCGGCCAGAACGCCACGAUUGCCGUAAUGAGUUACAGCGGCUACGACAUCGAAGACGCGUUAAUUUUAAAUAAGGCGUCGAUCGAUCGAGGAUUCGGCCGAUGUUUGGUUUAUAAGAAUUCGAAAUGUAUCAUGAAACGGUACCCGAACCAGACGUUCGACCGGAUCCAGGGCCCGUUGAUCGACACGCAGACCAAUCAGCCGAUGUGGAGGCACAAGUGUUUGGAUAACGACGGGAUCGCGAGUCCCGGGGAAUCGGUCGAGAAUAAACAGAUCCUGGUAAAUAAGUCAGUGCCGUCGGUGUCAGUGGUACCGGGCACCACCCCAAACAACGCGGUCGAAUACAAAGACACCCCCUUAUCCUACAGGAACACCGAGGCAAGUUUCAUCGAAAAAGUCCUGAUAAGCACCAACGAGGAGGACACCACUUUAAUUAAAUUACUGCUAAGGCAAACUAGGAGGCCCGAAAUUGGAGACAAAUUUAGUUCCAGACACGGACAAAAAGGAGUGGUGGGUUUAAUAGUGGAACAAGAAGACAUGCCGUUCAACGAAUACGGCAUUUGCCCGGACAUUAUUAUGAACCCUCACGGUUAUCCGUCUCGUAUGACCGUCGGGAAACUGUUGGAGUUACUUUCCGGAAAGGCUGGAACCGUUGAGGGUAAAUUUCAUUAUGGUACAGCUUUCGGGGGCUCAAAGGUGCAAGAUGUGGGCGAGGAACUGUCGAAUCACGGCUUUAACUAUCAGGGUAAAGACGUCUUUUAUUCCGGUAUCACCGGGGAACCGUUGGAGGCCUACAUUUAUUCGGGCCCGGUGUAUUAUCAGAAGUUGAAGCAUAUGGUGCAAGAUAAAAUACACGCCAGAGCGAGAGGUCCAAGGGCCGUACUGACCAGGCAACCGACAGAGGGCCGAAGUCGAGAUGGCGGUUUACGUUUGGGCGAAAUGGAGAGGGAUUGUUUGAUCGGUUAUGGAGCAAGUAUGAUGUUAGUGGAACGUCUGAUGGUAUCGUCGGAUCAAUGCGAGGUCGACGUAUGCAACCAGUGCGGCAGAUUGGGCUACUGCGGCUGGUGUAACAGUUGCAAAAGUUCCGGACAAGUCUCCACGAUUACCAUGCCCUAUGCUUGUAAAUUGUUACUAACCGAAUUGCAAGCGAUGAAUAUUACCGCGAGGUUAACUUUAAGUCAUUAUUGUAAAUAAGUCUAGUAACCGACUUUGAGAAGGGUCAUUUAGGUGUAAGACUAUUUUGUUGUUAAUAAAUGUUACAUCUGUAGGAUUAAGAAAAAGCUGAUUAAAUGAUUGGAGGAUAA